AUGAGGAAAUGCCAGAAAUCCAACAGAGACUCCUCCUCCAACAAGAACAAAUCAGGGCCUGGAAUCGAGAAACAUGACGUGGAAAUUGAGGACAUGGAUGCAUUUACAGAUCACAACCUCACCAUAGACGACACCUUUCAACAGCAGCUUCAGGCUGAAUGGACAAAAUUUGUGAAGUUUAAGCUCAAACCAACUGGCUUGACCAAUAUAUUUCCUAGUCACAUAAGCAGAUCGUCAUCUUACCAAGAAUACCCCAUCAGUCUGGUUUUCCUCAGGCUCCUGCUUAGUGGUUGGAUCAACACGGCCAUUAUUGCACACGCCAUGUACAGGCCUCAAAGACCUGCAAUGAGUCCUGGUGGGUUGGAUCCCAGGAAGAUUCUUCAAGAGCCCUGGAAUACUCAGUCCAAGCAGCUUAUGCAGGGUCCUGUGGUGCCUUUGACUUGGCAUUAUCCCAUCAUUGCAGGAGAACCCCAGCAGCCAGCUGUACCUUUUGAGCUGCGGAUACCUGCCCCUGCCCAGAGUGUUGCAGCACAGUGUGGGGAGAGCUUUGUGCAUGUGGAGGUUAAGAAGGACUUCUUUGGUACUGGUCAGCUGGUAAAUCCUUCAUUCCUCAGUUUAGGAGGAUGUGGAGCUGUAGGUGAAGAUCCAGAUGCUCAAGUGCUCAUAUUUGAAUAUGAACUCCAGGCAUGCGGCAGCUCUCUGAUGAUGACUGACAAGGAGCUUGUUUACACCUUUACCCUCUUCUACACUCCUGAGGCUCUGGUUGGAACUCCAAUUGUGAGAGCUAAUGCAGCAGCUGUUGGAAUUGAGUGUCACUAUUCAAGGCUUCAGAAUGUGAGCAGCAACGUCUUGAUGCCCAAUUGGGUUCCUUUUGCUGCUACAAGAGUUUCUGAAGAUGUUCUGGUCUUCUCCCUAAAGCUGAUGACUGAUGACUGGAUGUUUGAGCGGCCAUCCAACCAGUAUUUUUUGGGGCAGUUUAUAAAUAUUGAGGCCUCUGUAAAGCAGUACAACCAUGUUCCUCUGCAUAUCUUUGUGGAUGACUGUGUGGCUACUGCAGUUGCUGAUGUGAACUCCGUUCCAAGAUAUUCCUUCAUUGAGAACCAUGGGUGCCUGAUUGAUGCAAAGCUUACAGGCUCUCCUUCCGGUUUCAUUCACCGGGUUCAGGGUGAAAAACUGCAGUUUUAUUUGGAGGCUUUCAAAUUCCAACAAGCUACUAGUGGCGUGGUCUACAUCACAUGUGCUUUGAAGGCAGUCAUGGCUUCAAGCCCCACAAGUCCAGAAAGCAAGGCUUGCUCAUUUGCUAAUGGAUGGACCUCUGCAGAUGAUAAUGACCAGGUGUGCAUGUGUUGUGACUCAACAUGUGGUACCAGCAGGAAAGGGAGAUCACUAUCUGAUUCAGGCCUGGUAUCCGAAGGAAAUGCAACCAUUGGCCCCAUUGUAAUCUCUGACUGA
Messenger RNA from Xyrauchen texanus (razorback sucker), 1452 nucleotides. Its product is annotated as zona pellucida sperm-binding protein 3-like. Lineage: Eukaryota; Metazoa; Chordata; Actinopteri; Cypriniformes; Catostomidae. Gene Ontology annotation, biological process: binding of sperm to zona pellucida; egg coat formation; positive regulation of acrosome reaction. The record is from RefSeq and is a predicted model, not a curated record. The coding region runs from base 1 to 1452 and encodes 483 amino acids. The transcript has 10 exons. Gene Ontology annotation, cellular component: extracellular matrix. Gene Ontology annotation, molecular function: acrosin binding.